Messenger RNA from Neoarius graeffei (lesser salmon catfish), 1950 nucleotides. RefSeq names its product solute carrier family 35 member A3b (gene slc35a3b). Gene Ontology annotation, biological process: pyrimidine nucleotide-sugar transmembrane transport. Gene Ontology annotation, molecular function: UDP-galactose transmembrane transporter activity. Gene Ontology annotation, cellular component: Golgi membrane. The coding region runs from base 488 to 1540 and encodes 350 amino acids. The transcript has 10 exons. NCBI's taxonomy places the organism in Eukaryota, Metazoa, Chordata, Actinopteri, Siluriformes, Ariidae. The record is from RefSeq and is a predicted model, not a curated record.
GAAUAGUACUGGCUCACUUGAAGGUGCAGCUUGAACAGUUUGUCAUUCUGCUUCUCCUUUUUGCACGCGACUCACAGGCACGGAGUUACACUUGGGUUGUGGGGUUUUUUUUUGGUGUAGAGUAAAAGCUAUUGAAAUAUUUGGAUGAUGCUUCUUGUAUCACGAUGAUGUGGUGAUCUCCAACAUGAAACUGUACAUCUUCCUUAAAAAGUUCAACUGGUCCAAUAGAAGCAGUUUCUCCGAGUCUUCUGUACCGACUCGGACCUGAUUACAAUAUUUUAGUGUCAACCUUCCCACACAGAGACUAAACGAUUUCUACAGUAGAUUUAUUUUUUUGGCCAGAAGAAGCUACUGCGAACUGUUGGAACGUCUGUUUAAAAAUUUCACCGAGAAAACGCGGUGUCUCUUUCGUGUGCGGGCUGAGUGGAAUGUAAUUCAGACGUCUGGGGCGAGAAGGAAACGAGAAACUCUGGGCACGAGUGAGACCAUGCUGAAAGGACAGGAGCAGUCCGCUCCAGUCAGCAUCGAUGAGGUCUCCAGCAUCUCCCAGGUGUCUGUGGGGAAGCGUCUGAAGUACGUUUCUCUCGGGGUUUUGGUGCUCCAGACCACCUCGCUGGUCCUGACCAUGCGCUACUCGCGCACUCUGCAGUCCGACGGGCCACGAUACCUCGCCUCAUCGGCCGUCGUGUUCUCCGAGAUCCUCAAGAUCAUCACCUGCACUCUGCUCGUCUUCAGAAUCAACAAUUUUAGUGUUCAAGGCCUGAAUCGGGUGCUGCAGGAGGAGAUCAUUCACAAACCCUUCGAUACGAUGAAGCUGAUGGUCCCAUCAGGCAUCUACACGCUGCAGAACAACCUGCUCUACAUCGCUCUGUCCAACCUGGAUGCAGCUACGUACCAGGUUACGUAUCAGCUGAAGAUCCUCACCACCGCUCUGUUCUCCAUGUUGAUGCUCGGGAGGAGACUUGGCAUCUUCCAGUGGUUCUCGUUACUCCUUCUAAUGAUGGGCAUCGCUUUCGUACAGUGGCCAUCACAGUUUCCCUCCAGCUCUAAGAAGGAGGAGAUGGUUGUGGGUUCGCAGUUAAUCGGCGUGCUCGCCGUGCUGUUUGCCUGCUUCUCCAGUGGCUUUGCUGGUGUUUACUUUGAGAAGAUCCUCAAAGAGACCAAGCAGAGCAUCUGGAUCCGCAACAUUCAGCUGGGUUUGUUUGGUAUAAUCUUUGGAUUAAUUGGAGUGUUUGCUCAGGAUCGAGAUAAAGUCCUGGAGAAUGGAAUUUUACAGGGUUAUAACAACAUGACCUGGGCUGUAGUGAUUCUACAGGCGAUGGGGGGCUUGAUUGUCGCGGCGGUUAUCAAGUACGCAGACAACAUCCUGAAGAGCUUUGCCACAUCUGGCUCCAUCAUCUUAUCCACCCUCAUCUCUUACUUCUGGCUGCAGGACUUUAAUCCUACCAGUUUGUUCUUUGUGGGUGCCGUGCUGGUCAUCAUAGCGACGUUUCUGUAUGGGUACGACUGGAAAUCCAUCGUGAACCUGGGCAAACCCUAGGACGAGGGACGUGGUGUCAACACGAUGGAGCUGCCUGCGGAGACCCGGCACUGAAGACCAGACAAGAAGAAGAAGAAGGAGGAGGAGAAGAAGGAGGAAGACGAGAGUGUCUGAAGAUCAGGGGUGUGAUGAUGAUGAUAUAUGAGUAUGAUGAUGUAUAGUAUUACGCUAAUGUGAACCGGUUUCCGGCUGGAGGACGGCAUCGAGGCAAGACUGUGCGGUAUUACAGGCUCGAUGCAUUAGAUUACUGACCGUCCCUGAUUUAUAAACUUCUCUCUCACUUAAGGUUUACAUUAAAUGAUCAAUGGAGGACUUGGCAUGGCUUCCUGUAUCUGUAUUUAUCAUCUGUCUAAAGAUGCUCAGUUUCCCUCAGGUACUGUAAUAAAAGCAAGACUCUGUUGCUUUCCAGA